AUGCCAGUGAGCGCGACGAUGGGGGUGAUGAGGCCCCUGCUCGGCAAGCUCGCCGCCCUGGCAGGGGAAGAGUACAGCAAGCUGAAAGGGGUGAAGAAGCAAGCGUCCUUUCUGGAGAAGGAGCUCAGCGCCAUGAACGCCGCCCUCGAGAAGAUGGAGCUCAUGGACGAGCUCGAUCCGGUUUCUAGAGACUGGAGAGACCACGUCAGGGAGAUGUCCUUCGACAUGGAGAAUUGCAUAAAUGACUUCAUGCGCCAGUUUGGAGGUGGUCAUGUCAAGGUAGGCUUCAUCAAGAAGACUGCUCAACGUCUCAAGUGGUUGGGACGACAGCGUCACCGUAUUGCUGAUCGAAUGGAGGAGCUUAAGGUUCUUGCACUAGAGGCAAAUGACCGACGCAUCAGGUACAGCUUUGAUGAAUGCAAUCCUAAUUCUAGCCUUGUGUCUAUUGAUCCUCGGAUGUCGGCCAUAUACGUGGAAACAACUGGCCUUGUGGGGAAUGAUGGUCCAAGGGAGAAGCUUGUCAAUUUGUUGACAGAUACCGAGGAGAAUCUCAAGGUGGUGUCUAUAUUGGGAUUUGGGGGACUGGGUAAAACUACACUUGCAAAAGAGGUGUAUAAUCAAAUCUGGGGGAAAUUUGACUGUAAAGCCUUUGUUCCCGUAUCACAAAAGCCUAAUAUGGUAGGGCUUCUCAAUCGACUACAACUAAAACUUGGGAUGGAGGGGUCUUCUCAGUCUUGUGUGGUGGAUGACAUCAUUGACGACCUCAGAGAAUAUCUCAUAGAGAACAGGAAGAGGUACCUUGUUGUAAUUGAUGACUUGUGGGACCAGUCAAAAUGGUAUACAAUCAGUCGUGCCUUUCCUGAAAAUGCUAAUGGGAGUAGAGUAAUAGUAACCACACGGGUAGAAGAUGUGGCUUGUGGAGCAUGUUACAGUCGCCCUGAAUGCAUUUAUAGAAUGAAGCCCCUGGAUGAGAAAGACUCAAAAAAGUUGUUUUUCCGUAGAGUAUAUGGGUCCGAAGAUGAUCAUCCGUCCCAACUUGAAGAAAUCUCGACUGAAAUUUUGAAGAAGUGUGGUGGACUCCCACUUGCAAUCAUUACUAUAGCUAGCUUAUUAGCUAGUCGUCCGGAAAGGUUAAGGGAUGAGUGGGAGAUCAUUAGGAACUCUCUUGGAACCCAGUUUGCGGUAAAUCCCACAUUGGAAGGGAUGCGGAGUAUAUUAAACCUCAGCUACAUUCAUCUUCCUGUUCAUCUUCGGGCAUGUUUUAUGCACCUUGGUAUAUAUCCAGAAGACAGCGAGAUUGAGAGGGAUGAUUUGGUUCGGCAAUGGUUAGCUGAAAGAUUUGUUAGUAAUUUGCAUGGGCAAGACAUGGAAGUUGUUGCAAAGAGCUAUUUCAAUGAGCUUGUCAACAGAAGCUUGAUUCAGCCUCAAUAUACUGACUAUGGGGAGUUGUUAUCGUGCAGAGUACAUGAUAUGAUGCUCGAUUUGAUCCAAAGCAAGUGUGGAGAGCAUAAUUUUGUCAGAUUUGUAUGCAAUUCUGAAGACAUGAAAAAAGAGCAUGGUUGGAAGUACAAAGUCCGUCGUAUAUCCAUGAAUUUAAGUGCUGGUGAUGCAAGAGAUGAGACAACAUCCGGGACCAUCCCUUUUAGCAUGUCACAAGUUCGAUCACUUGCACACUUUGGAGGAUCCAAAUACAUGCCCCAUCUUUUGCAUUUCAAGUAUCUGAGGGUGAUUAGAAUCUCGGGCGAACUAUUCGAUACUACUGUCGAUCUCACUGCUAUUAGCCAAUUGUGCCUACUGAGAUAUUUAAAGGUUUCUGUCAAACGAUACAUAAGCCUCCCUACUGAAAUGCAAGGGCUUACAGAGCUGCCUAAAGGGGUUAGGAACAUGAAAUCACUUUGCACUCUGGAUGGCUUUGAACUACGGCAUCGACAGUUGGAAGAUAUUGAGGGACUCGCUGAGCUGACCAAUCUGAGGUGCCUGAGGCUCUUUGGUGUCUCGAGCAUAAGGGAAGAAGAGGUUGUUGCUUUGGCAUCCUCCAUUGGGAUGUUGCAUGACCUCACAUAUCUCCAGAUCGAUGGUAGUUUCUUUGAUACGAGCAACCUGCUGGGCUCUUUAUCAGAUCCUUCUCAUCAUAUCAAGGUACUUAUAAUUAAUGAGUGGAGAAUGCCUAGAGUUCCUAAAUGGAUUUGUGGUCUCCAAUGCCUCUCCUGGCUAGAUUUGAAAGUUGGCACGUGCACUGACGAGUUUCACGCUCUUGGGGAGUUACCUUCUCUCGUCCAGCUCAGUUUAUGGUUGGACAUUAUCCCUGAAGACAGCGUCGUCAUUUUCUCUGCAGGAUCCUUUCCAGUUCUGCAACACUGUGAAUGUAAUUCAGAGUAUGAUGUUACCGCCUACUUGGUCUUUGCCGCAGGGGCUAUGCCCAAACUUCGAAUCCUCAGACUACAAUUUGACGAUGGUCACUGGGGCGGCGCUGCGCCAGUUGGCUUGGAGCACCUGCUGAGCCUCGAGCGUAUCGAUGCAAGUGUCAGGUCCCCCUCCGAAUAUCUCAAACAAAUAAUCUCUGCGUUCUGGAGCGCUAUAAAGCUGAACCCAAACCGUCCUUCGCUUAAUGUAGGCAGGCUGUAG
Molecule: messenger RNA, 2625 nt
Organism: Triticum aestivum (bread wheat)
Lineage: Eukaryota; Viridiplantae; Streptophyta; Magnoliopsida; Poales; Poaceae
Product: disease resistance protein RGA5-like
Exons: 4
Coding region: 1-2625 (874 amino acids)
Biological process (GO): defense response to other organism
Molecular function (GO): ADP binding
Source: RefSeq, a predicted model, not a curated record